Durusdinium trenchii is the source of this 768-nucleotide messenger RNA. The record is from the annotation of a GenBank genome assembly. NCBI's taxonomy places the organism in Eukaryota, Dinophyceae, Suessiales, Symbiodiniaceae.
AUGGCCCGCUGUUUUGUAGCCCAGGCUUUGCACCAAGUCCAAUCACAAGGGCUGGCCCGGGCAGCCGCAGAAGCAAAGGCGAAAUGGGGUGAUGGCGGUCAGCUUACCUUUUGCCUUUUGAACCUCAUGUUCGACGAAACAGAGCUCGAAGUAGCCUUGGAGGAUUUUGGUCCUGGUGAUUGGUCCAUCCUAGCAUCUCAUGCACAAGUGAGCUAUGGUGGCCCAGAUGGUGUGCAGGAUCUUGAUGUCAUCAGAAAUCCUCAAGCGUUGCUGGAUAAAACAGCAGAAACGAUGUUUGCUUCAUUGAGCCAAGGGCCUGGUGGCCUCAGGCAUUUGAAUUACACUUUAGAGGAGAACCACAUGCUCCUCCCGACGUUGUGCGCGCAGCACCGGAAUGGUAAUGUUGUGGAGCGAGCAACAAAGCUGCUGGGCAUUUUGCCAGGUUCCUUUGCUGUCGCCAAAACUCUGCAGAAAGGUAAGGUUAUGCAAAAAGUGUCCGAGAAGGUCAAAGCCAUGCUGGCAAGAAGGCUUGUGGUUCUUGAUGCCGUGCCAGCUGACUUACUCCAGGAGUGGAGCGAUGUGAAGGUUGCCCAGCGCAGUUUCUUGGAGCUGGUCAUGGCCACCAGCAUGGAGCAGGCCUCUGUGCCAGGUCGCCGCCAACAAGCUGCCAAUGACUUCCUGGACUUCUUUGCUGGCCACUGGACAGGACCAGGGUUUGGGCAAGAGGGGGCGUCGUUUGAAGCACGGGGCUUUACCUGGGUUGGUUGA